Ixodes scapularis (black-legged tick) is the source of this 2556-nucleotide messenger RNA. RefSeq lists its product as uncharacterized. Gene Ontology annotation, molecular function: zinc ion binding; nucleic acid binding. The record is from RefSeq and is a predicted model, not a curated record. Lineage: Eukaryota; Metazoa; Arthropoda; Arachnida; Ixodida; Ixodidae. The transcript is spliced from 2 exons. The coding region runs from base 1 to 2556 and encodes 851 amino acids.
AUGAGCAGGGACGUUGUAACCAGAAAGAGAAAGGCUCUAAGGACGCAAAUAACUCACCUAAUAACGGACGCCGACAAAAAAAUUGAAGAAAAUGCUGACAAGAACGAUCUCUUGCUAUCGGCUAAUCUGAUUAAAGGAGUCGCAGAAACGCUCAGAGAGACGAACACUCAAAUGGAACAAUUUCUGACGGCCGAAAGCGCGGAUGCAGAAUAUGAGAGGGUGAUCGAAUACGAUCUCAAGGUAAUAACUGCAAUCUCCAAGUUAGAAGUCAGUAUUCAAAACACAACGCAGGGUACGCAGAGAGGAGAACAUGGUGGCCAAGUUCCCGCGUUAAGAGAAACCGCACCGCGUGAGAUGAAUGAACUGGUGAAGCUGCCAAAGCUCGAACUCGUGAAGUUCGAUGGAAACAAAUUGAUGUGGCAACGAUUCUGGCAUCAGUUCGAAACGUCAAUUCAUUUAAGUCCGGGGAUGUCAAACGGACAUAAGUUCAAUUACCUUAUGACGGUGCUUACGGAAAAAGCCGCCUUGGCCAUUGAGGGGCUGCAGUUUUCGGAACGAAACUAUGAACAGGCGAUAAAACUAUUAAGAGACAACUUUGGGAGUGAAGACAACUUGAUCGAGACACAUAUGAAUGCUCUCAUCAACCUGGAUCAAGUGAAAUCCUGCAGAGACCAUAAUGGUCUAGCUCGGCUGUACCAGAAGAUACAGGUGCACACAAGUGGGCUUGAAUCAAUGGGGGUACUUAUCGGGUCAUAUGCUGCAAUGCUGUUUCCAAUAUUGAAGAAAGCAGUACCAACAGACAUGCUGGUAGACUUCAAAGUGAAGGAACAAUCAAGAUCACGUGAUCCAGUAGCGUCCACGUCACAACAAGCGGACGAGACCUCAGGAAGAACAAAUCAGGAAAUGUUGAAGAGUCUAAUUGACUACAUCAAACAUCAAGUGAGAUGCAGGGAAGAGGUGACAGAAGAAGAAACGAGAAAUAGUAACGCGACAGCGCCAUCCCCACCUGCAAAAUGUUCUGCAUGGGCGUCAACGUUCCAGAACACAGCAGCACGUAAAUGCUUCUUCUGUGAUCAAAUUGGUCACUACGCUGAAGACUGCACGAAAACGCAAUCAUAUGAGGACAGGAAGUCAAAACUCCGACUCGACAGAAGAUGUUUUCGCUGUACAAGACCAAACCACACAGCUAGGUUCUGCCAAGCCAGGAUAACCUGCAAGGCCUGCAAGCAAAGGCAUGCAACAUCAAUGUGCCGCCGUAACGAGCAGGGUGAAGGAAUCAACCAAAGCACAUCCACUCAACGCAUAACAGUAAACACACCUGAUCAAAGCGCACACGCAAGUAGUGCAACAUUGUACCGCGAUCAAGAGGUGUCUACGCAGAGGGCAUGCAAUUUCCAUGCCUCACAACAGAUCUGCCGUAGCAGCACGUGCGUGUUACUACAAACAGCGGUCGCUUGGACAGAAGGAAGAUUAGCAUCAGAUUAUUGUCGAGUGAUGCUGGAUAGCGGAAGCCAGCGGUCGUUUAUAAUCGCAAGCUUGUCCAAGAAAUUGGGAUGCAAAGUUCUCAGAAAAGAAAGACUCAUUAUUGGAUUAUUUGGGGGAAAAGAGGUGGAGCGAAUGCUCAAUGUAGUGGAGGUGAAGCUGAAAAAAGAGCCAAUGACAGAAGAAUUUUUGAUAGAGGCCUUAGAGGUGGAAGUCAUCUCAAGAGAGACGCUGCCAAGGCCAGACAUCAAUAUUCAAAGGAACCUGAAAAGGAUGAACAUACCACUAGCAGACGACCCAGAAAAAGUAAUCAGUAACGAAGCUACGAGAAUUCUGAUUGGUUCGGAUCAUUACUGGGAGAUGUGUACUGGACGAAUUAAGAAGCUAGACAAAAGAAUCACUGCCAUGGAAACAGUGCUAGGAUGGACAAUUCAAGGACCGAUGACAGUUCAUUCAGAAUUGACGACUUCUUCCACAGUCAUGGUCUUGAACGUAAGUGCAACAGUCGAGGAGGUCAACGACGCCUUGAAACAAUUUUGGGAACUAGAAGCAGCAGGCAUCAAAGAUAGUCCAAUAGAAAACGGCCACGACGAAGACAUACCCGCCAAGUUAGAAGAUACAGUAACUUUCCAGGAGGGCAGGUACCACGUCCGACUGCCAUGGAAGUCAACAGUUAGCUUAGAUGACAACAGAGGACUGGCUUUAAAAAGGCUGAACCAACUGACCAGAAGGCUACAGAAGAAUCCGGAACUACUUGAGAAGUAUGACAGAGCGAUACGAGAUUAUUUAAACACCGGCGUUGCAGAAAAAGUGAAAGAUGAAGACACAAACGGGCGACUAUGCUACUACAUGCCACAUCAGGCCGAGGUGCAAAAUGAAUUUGCGCAUUACGAUGAGGGCAACACGGAGGUGGCCAAAGACGAAGAGAACGGAGUAUUGGGCCUAAUAUGGAGCACUACAUCGGACGAGCUCAGUCGAGCUCAUCCACUUUCCAGUCGAAAAGUGGAUGGUUGGGCUCAAGGGAGCAACUCUUACCAAGCGGCAAGUGCUGCAAAUAACAGCAAGACUGUUUGA